Lotus japonicus is the source of this 2710-nucleotide messenger RNA. RefSeq names its product L-type lectin-domain containing receptor kinase VIII.1-like. Gene Ontology annotation, biological process: protein phosphorylation. The record is from RefSeq and is a predicted model, not a curated record. Gene Ontology annotation, cellular component: plasma membrane. Lineage: Eukaryota; Viridiplantae; Streptophyta; Magnoliopsida; Fabales; Fabaceae. Gene Ontology annotation, molecular function: protein kinase activity; carbohydrate binding; ATP binding. The coding region runs from base 38 to 2143 and encodes 701 amino acids. The transcript has a single exon.
AUUAUUAGUUCGGGUACAAAUCAUAUCAUCUUGCUGAAUGAUUGAACUUUUCUCUAAUUUCUCUCAUGCAAUGGCUUCCUUGUUUCAUGUCUUUCUCAUGUUUUGCAUGUUCAAUGUUCUAGCCUCCAUAGGAACAUACCCAGUUACAGUUAAUUCAGCUAGUGAUGUUCCAAUAAAUGUUACAAAACACUUUUACUUCCCUGAUUUCAGCCUCAACAACAACCCCAGAUUAGAACAUGAUGUGAAGCUCCUAGGUAGUGCCAAGCUCUCAGAUCAAAAGGGUGCUCUUCAAAUCCCCCAUGAAUCUCAAGAAACCGACUUGAAACAUCUAGCAGGUAGAGGUUUAUAUUCCUUCCCAAUUCGCUUGCUAGAUCCCAGUACCAAGACCCCAGCUUCCUUUGAAACCACUUUUGCUUUUCAGCUGCAUAAUUCCACAACCUCAGUGAGUGGCGGCGGCAGCGGCGGUGGUGGUGUUGGUGGUGCUGCUGCUGCUGAUGUUGGUGGUGGUGGUAGUGGCCUCACCUUCAUGAUAGUCCAAGAUGAGUUCACUGUGGGAAGGUCAGGGCCAUGGCUUGGCAUGCUCAAUGAUGCUUGUGAAAAUGCUUACAAGGCAGUGGCCGUGGAAUUUGACACAAGAAUGAGCCCAGAGUUUGGAGAUCCAAAUGACAAUCAUGUUGGUGUCAACUUAGGUAGCAUCAUAUCUACCAAAAUCAUCAAUGUUUCUGAAUUUGGAGUGUCCCUUAAGGAUGGUUUUGUUCACCAUGCUUGGAUAUCCUAUGAUGGUCCUCAGAGGAGAAUGGAAAUUCAUCUUGGACUACCCAACCAAGAACUCAAACCUUCCAAGCCAAUCUUCUCAGAAACGUUGGAUCUCUCUCCUUAUCUCAAUGAGUACAUGUUUGUGGGGUUCUCAGCUUCCACAGGUAACCACACCCAAAUCCACAACAUACUCUCUUGGAACUUCACUUCCACUAGCCAAGCCGUUCUUCAUUUCCCUUCAUCAGAAACCUGCCAGGGUAAGAUCAUGCUUGAGAAUACUACAGAAACAACAGCUACCAAGAAGUCUAGUAAGAAUGAAAUUCCAAGAAGCUUUUUGAUCUUUAUGGCUGCAGUGGCUUCAGCUGUGGUUGUUCUCAUUGGUUUUUACUUUAUCAGUAAACUCAGAAGAAAUGCUGCCAAAUCAAACACUUCAAUUGAGGCAGCGAUUCACAGACCAAGACCUCCCAACAAGCCGCGCCGCUUCACUUUCUCUCAACUAUCCUCUUCAACAAGAUCAUACAGUGAGAUUGAGUUGCUAGGUAGUGAUUCUAGAGGAGUGUACUACAGAGGAAAGCUUCCUAAUGGAAGCCAAGUAGCUGUGAAAAGGUUCUCAACUCAGUUUCUCAACACUCAUGGAUCCGAUAGGAGACGUUUGUUGAAGGAGAUCAAAGCGAUUAGCCAUGCUCGCCACCCGAAUUUGCUUCCUGUGAGAGGGUGGUGUCAAGACAACAAUGAAAUCAUGGUGGUCUAUGACUUUGUCCCGAAUGGAAGCUUAGAUAAGUGGCUCUUUGGUGCUGGUGUUCUUCCAUGGACUAGAAGGUUCAAAGUUGUAAAAGAUGUUGCGGAUGGAUUAAGCUUCCUCCAUGCUAAGCAACUAGCCCACAAGAACUUGAAAUGUAGCAGUGUGUUUCUGGAUGUAAGUUUCAGAUCUGUUUUAGGAGAUUUUGGGUUUGUGCUAGUUGGGGCAGAAUCAAAACAGUUUGAGGCAAUAGUGUCUCUAGGUGCUGAUGUGUUUGAGUUUGGUGUGCUUGUGUUGGAAGUGGUAGCUGGAAGACCAAGGGUGGAGAUUGAUGAGGGAAAACCAGAAGAGAAAAACUUGUUGGAUUUUGCUUGGAACUUGCAUGAGACUAAUGAGAAAGUGAAGCUGGUAGAUAGGAGAAUGGGAUCAUUGAUCAACUUGGAGCAUGCGAUUCGUGUUCUCGAAAUCGGGUUGCUUUGCACUCUGAAUGAGAACAAAGGGAGGCCCUCUAUGGAGCAAGUGGUGGAAUUUCUUCUUCACAUGGACAAGCCUAUUCCUGAUCUUCCGAGAACUCGCCCUGUUACCUUGUUUCCUUACAAUAGUGCCAACACUGGACUUUGCAACACAUACUCUUGCACUUUCAAGUGAACCCAUGGUGUUAAUCAGAGAUGGUUAUGAAAGCAAGUUAUUUAUAAAUGUGGAAGGGGUCAUUAUUAAGCCCAAAUGCAGCAAAUGUUUAGUGUGCUUGUGAAGAUGCUUGAUAAAUAUUGUAUCAUUCUUGCUGGGAGUAUUGUGAAUAUGGACUCUGCAGGAGAUAGGGGUGAUCAUGUUUUCAUGUUCAGUAUGCUUAUGUUUGGAAAGAGUCAGAAUCGAUUCUGGAGGAAGUUUUGGUAAGUAACUUCUGGUUGACUGAAUUGAUUUCGAGAAAAAAUUACUUGAUUCAAACAUUCUAUUACCAUUUCUUUUGAAGGUUCACAGCCUAGGUGGUGUAUUUGAGCCUUCUUGUUAUGUGGUGGGUGAAAAUUGGUUAUGAUUAUUGUUAUGAAGGGGACAAUAGAAUCAGUUUUCUUGUGUUAUUAUUAUCCUAGUGGAAUAAUAAAGGGUACCAAUUGGAAUCCCACAACUUGGGAAUGGUAAAGGCAUGAUUAGUUAAUAAAGUAGCAAUAUAAGGUUCUAUUAAAUAAAGCAAAGAUCAAUGUUAUCAGACUGAGUGCA